Rotaria sp. Silwood2 is the source of this 972-nucleotide messenger RNA. NCBI's taxonomy places the organism in Eukaryota, Metazoa, Rotifera, Eurotatoria, Philodinida, Philodinidae. The record is from the annotation of a GenBank genome assembly.
AUGAACACAACAGCGUCCAUUAAUACUACUAAUAUUUAUCCAUUUCAUUUCGAAUAUUAUGUAACUACAUGGGUAACUACAUUAAUUGGUACAAUAUUCUCAUGCUUAAGUUUAAUACGUUACUUUCGUUAUAAUUAUCAACGAACGCAAUUAACAUAUGUUUAUCAUUUUUCACUUGGUUUUUCUUUAGUUUUAUCUCUAAUAAGUACACCAUUACAUACAUCAACAGGUUAUUUUUUAUCAAUAUUAUCAAUAAUAUCUGAGUAUCAAUUUCGUUUAUUAUGUAAUUUUAAUUUAAUAAGUUUUUUUGUCGCAUCAGCUGGUAUCGGUUAUUCAAUAGCAUAUGCAAGUUUAGAACGAACAUUUUUUAUAUUUUAUUCUCAAAAUAUACGACUAACAUGGAUAAGACAAUUUACACCAUUUUUAAUUAUAUUUUCCUCAUGUAGUCUAGUAAUAACUUUAUUUAUUCUUUUAUCAAAAUGUUCAUCAGAUAUUUCUCUACAUUUAUUAGGCUGUUUUGAAUCAUUAAAACUUCAAAUAAUAUGGUUUUUAUUACAAUUUUUAAUACCAUUUAUAUUUAUGUUAAUAUCUAUUUUAUUUCUUAUUUAUCGAAUUGAAAUUCAUACAAAUCGUAUACGAAUUUCUUUAAAUCGAAAACGUUCAAGAAAUAAAUUUCAAAGAAUUCUUAUUCAUUUAAAUAUUUAUAAUGCUUUUUAUAUGUUAUCAAUAUGUCCAAUGAAUAUAUAUUCAUUUAUACGAAUAUAUAUGAAUAUAAAACAACGAUUCAUUGAGAUAAUUUUAAUUAAUUAUUCAUUUAUGACACUUAAUUGUUAUUCUAUUUUAAUAUUUCUACUUACACAAGUUAAACAACAACAUCGAAUUAAAUUUUAUCAAGAACAAAAACGAUCUCCUUUUAUAAUAAUAACUCAUCCUUCAACUGAAUCAGAUGAAUAUCAACGAACUCGAUUAUAG